Messenger RNA from Oncorhynchus nerka (sockeye salmon), 3040 nucleotides. RefSeq names its product golgin subfamily A member 6-like protein 24. Lineage: Eukaryota; Metazoa; Chordata; Actinopteri; Salmoniformes; Salmonidae. Gene Ontology annotation, cellular component: intracellular membrane-bounded organelle; neuronal cell body; neuron projection. Bases 144 to 2459 code for a protein of 771 amino acids. The transcript has 6 exons. The record is from RefSeq and is a predicted model, not a curated record. Gene Ontology annotation, biological process: protein localization to cell surface; synaptic transmission, cholinergic.
UUUCAGCGAAGGACGUGUGCACAAAUGGAUGAUGCUGAGGAGCCCGACGCAGCAUCCACUUGACCCUCUGUGUUGAAUUGUUUGUGUAUUCGUGUUGCCUUUUAAGUACAUUUCCCUGCAAAAGCAACCGUGCGGCUGUAACAAUGUCGAUGUCAACAUUUCAAAAGGUUACGCUCGUGUCUUGUCUCGUGCUCUGCGUUGCUCUUCUGCUUCCGAAAAUGCUCCUAGGCGGAGGGAAGGGUGCACAGACCGAGGGUUCAGGACGGUUUCCUCCCAUGGUGCACCGGCAGAUGGCUCCAGACAGUCAGGGCCAGAGGGCUGCUGGCUCCACCAGGGCACACAACACCGAGGCUAUCGCCAGGGCUAAGGGGGGUGGGGGCACAGGGGUAGGGACCGGGGGCAAGUCCAACCUGGCAGGGCAGAUCAUCCCCAUCUACGGCUUUGCGAUCCUUCUUUACAUCCUCUACAUCCUGUUUAAGAUAACCUCAAAGGGGAAGUGCGCUGUACCUUCUGAACCCAGAUUUCCCUCAGUGAGAGCAGAGAACCGGAAGAGAAAGAUCACGGACUUUGAGCUGACUCAGCUGCAGGAUAAGCUGAGGGAGACAGAGAUGGUGAUGGAGAGGAUUGUGUCCAAAGCCAGCUACAGUCCUGAAAGGGUGACAGGGGUGAGUGCCGACCAGGAGGAGAGACUGCUUCUCCAGCUGAGAGAGAUCACGCGGGUGAUGCAGGAGGGCCGCCUGGUGGAGGGGGUUGCCCCCGCAGAUAUGGGGGCACAACACUGGGAAGGUUUCCCAGAGGAUCCCCAUCCAUGCUGGGAAGAGCCCUUCUGUGGAUACGACCAUACCCAGGCGACCAGCACCGAAGAGCAGCCAGAGAGGACCGACGAGUAUGGGGCUGACCAGGAGGGUGGGGCUUACCAGGAGAAGGGUGGGGCUUACCAGAAGGAGGGCGGGGACUACCAGGAGGCAGGUAGGGCUGACCAGGAUAAGGGUGGGUCUGACCAGGAAGAGGGUGUGGCAAACGAGGAGAGUGGGGUUGACCAGGAAGAGGGCAGGGCUGACCAGAAAGAGGUUGGGCUUAACCAGGAAGAGAGCGUAGUUGACCAGGAGGUGGUUGGGGUUGACCAGGAUGAGGGCAGGGCUGACCAGAAAGACGUUAGGCUUAACCAGGAAGAGAGCGUAGUUGACCAGGAGGUGGUUGGGGUUGACCAGGAUGAGGGCAGGGCUGACCAGAAAGACGUUGGGCUUAACCAGGAAGAGAGCGUAGUUGACCAGGUGGUGGUUGGGGUUGACCAGAAAGAGGGCAGGGCUGACCAGAAAGACGUUGGGCUUAACCAGGAAGAGAGCGUAGUUGACCAGGUGGUGGUUGGGGUUGACCAGGAAGAGGGCAGGGCUGACCAGAAAGAAGGUGGGCUUGACCAGGAAGAGAGCGUAGUUGACCAGGAGGUGGUUGGGGUUGACCAGGAAGAGGGCAGGGCUGACCAGAAAGACGUUGGGCUUAACCAGGAAGAGGGCAGGGCUGACCAGAAAGACGUUGGGCUUAACCAGGAAGAGAGCGUAGUUGACCAGGUGGUGGUUGGGGUUGACCAGGAAGAGGGCAGGGCUGACCAGAAAGACGUUAGGCUUAACCAGGAAGAGAGCGUAGUUGACCAGGAGGUGGUUGGGGUUGACCAGGAAGAGGGCAGGGCUGACCAGAAAGAAGGUGGGCUUGACCAGGAAGAGAGCGUAGUUGACCAGGAGGUGGUUGGGGUUGACCAGGAAGAGGGCAGGGCUGACCAGAAAAAAGGUGGGCUUGACCAGGAAGAGAGUGUAGUUGACCAGGAGGUGGUUGGGGUUGACCAGGAAGAGGGCAGGGCUGACCAGAAAGACGUUAGGCUUAACCAGGAAGAGAGCGUAGUUGACCAGGAGGUGGUUGGGGUUGACCAGGAAGAGGGCAGGGCUGACCAGAAAGAAGGUGGGCUUGACCAGGAAGAGAGCGUAGUUGACCAGGAGGUGGUUGGGGUUGACCAGGAAGAGGGCAGGGCUGACCAGAAAGAAGGUGGGCUUGACCAGGAAGAGAGCGUAGUUGACCAGGAGGUGGUUGGGGUUGACCAAGAGGGCAGGGCUGACCAGGAGGAGGGUGCGGCUGAGGAUGAUGUAGGUGUAGCUAAGGCAGGGGCUGAUUUGAAUACUGAUGAGGAGGGAGGUGCUGAUUUGGCCACUGGGAAUGAGGAAUGUGGGGCUAAGCGUGAUGUGGGUGGGACUGAAAUGGAGAAAGCAGGAAUGGACAGGGAGGAGGGUGGGGCCAAUGACAAGCUGGGUCUGGCUGAUGAAGACAGGGGUGGUGCAGAGGAGGAGCUUACACUGAAGAUGCCCACCAUGUUGGAGCGAGAGGAAAAGGACGGUGUUAACCUGUCAACGGAGAUGUCAACUAGCCGUUCUCGUGUUAGAAGGAAAAGGAACAAGAAGCAGAAGAAAUGACCAAAAGAAAACAGAGUUGAUUGACUUCCCCCAAAUUCCUUCCUAUAAUUGGGAAAGUAGAGUGCCCCCCACAAACUUGAGUCUGGCUAUGCCCGUCUAGCAACAUUUCUUCCUAGCCUCCAAACAGGAUGGGCCAUAGCAUGAAGGUUAGCAGUAGCCAGUCUAUAAACAUAGGAUCAAAAAGCUCCACCCGAGAAAGAUGGUAUCUCUUCCUAAGUGACAGUCUGAAGCAGAAGUCAUACCCACAGUAUUGUACCAAUGCUUUGUUCAGAUGUUCACUAUCGCAUAAUAGCUUUGGCACAAUGCGCAUUACAAUGAACUGAAUGAUUUGGAAGGCACUGUGCUCCUACGGUCUUGAUUCACAUCUGGGCUUGAGAGUAUGCUUGUUGUCCUCUUAGUGCAAUAAACCAUAAUUAGAAUACAUGGGAAUGAUCUUAUUUCAUGGGUAUAAGUUAUUGAAAAAGCAUCCACUUUUAUACACCAUUUACUCACUACUGAUGACUAUAUACCCGUAUGUCAGCGUUACAAAAAAAGUAACUACUGUGGAAUCUCACAAAUAAAAUAUGCUGGUUUGACAACAA